This is a messenger RNA of Knipowitschia caucasica, 1314 nucleotides long. The record is from the annotation of a GenBank genome assembly. NCBI's taxonomy places the organism in Eukaryota, Metazoa, Chordata, Actinopteri, Gobiiformes, Gobiidae.
AUGGCUCUAAGAGGUGUGUGCCGACUCCUGCUAAAUCCUCAGAGAUGUGCGAUUGUAUCUGCUUCCAGAGCGCAGGGAACCGCUGCACCUGCCAUAAAGGAGUAUGAGAAAACCAAAUCUAAAUCACCCAAGGUUCAGUUUAACUGGCACGAUCCUCUUUGCCUGGAUGGUCAGCUGACUGAGGAGGAGAUCAUGAUUCGCGACUCUUUUCGCACAUAUUGUGAAGACAAACUCAUGCCCCGCAUCUUAAUGGCAAAUCGAAAUGAAGUGUUUCAUAGAGAAAUUGUGUCAGAAAUGGGAGAGAUGGGUGUCCUCGGUCCCACUAUUAAAGGUUAUGGCUGCGCUGGCACCAGUUACGUGGCCUACGGUCUGAUAGCCAGAGAAGUGGAGAGAGUUGACAGCGGUUAUCGGUCGGUCAUGAGUGUCCAGUCCUCCCUCGUCAUGUACCCCAUUUAUGCUUACGGCACAGAGGAGCAGAAGCAGAAAUACUUGCCCAAACUGGCUGCUGGAGAGAUCCUGGGCUGCUUUGGUCUGACGGAGCCCAACCAUGGCAGUGAUCCAAGCAGCAUGGAAACCAGAGCUAAAUACAACCCAUCCAGCCGAACAUACUCUCUGACUGGCUCUAAGACCUGGAUCACAAACUCCCCUGUGGCCGACAUCGCGGUGGUCUGGGCCAAGUGUGACGACGGAAAAAUCCGAGGGUUCAUUCUGGAGAGAGGGAUGAAGGGUCUGUCCACUCCGAAGAUCGAAGGGAAGUUCUCCCUGAGGGCUUCAGCCACAGGAAUGAUCCUCAUGGACGAGGUGGAGGUGCCCGAGGAAAACUUGCUUCCAAAUGUCUCUGGUCUGGGGGGUCCAUUUGGAUGUCUGAACAAUGCUCGGUAUGGGAUCGCAUGGGGAGCCCUUGGUGCAGCCGAGUUUUGCUUCCACGCCGCCCGGCAGUACACGCUGGACAGAAUCCAGUUCGGUGUUCCGUUGGCAAGGAAUCAGUUAAUGCAGAAAAAGAUGGCGGACAUGCUGACGGAGAUCUCUAUUGGUCUACAGUCCUGUUUGCAGCUUGGACGGCUCAUCGAUGAUAAAAAGGCAGCCCCAGAAAUGAUCUCGAUGCUGAAGAGAAACAGCUGCGGUAAAGCACUGGACAUCGCCCGCCAGGCCCGAGACAUGCUGGGAGGAAACGGCAUAUCGGACGAGUACCACAUCAUCCGCCACGUGCUGAAUCUGGAGGCCGUCAACACUUAUGAAGGUACCCACGAUAUCCACGCCCUAAUCCUGGGAAGAGCCAUCACCGGUUUGCAGUCCUUCACUGUGCAGAAGUAG